This is a messenger RNA of Neurospora crassa OR74A, 1204 nucleotides long. RefSeq lists its product as hypothetical. The transcript has a single exon. Lineage: Eukaryota; Fungi; Ascomycota; Sordariomycetes; Sordariales; Sordariaceae. The record is from RefSeq and is a predicted model, not a curated record. The coding region runs from base 628 to 966 and encodes 112 amino acids.
AAAUGCAGAGCCGCGAAGUCAUCCCGCGUUUUAGCCUAACCCUUCAGUCCAAAAGGGCCCCUUCCCGCAUAUGCGAGAUACGCUAGACAUGUACACCUGACCUGAAGUUGAUGUGGCAGAACGAACGGUCCACAAUACAGCCCGUAUUCUGCCCAAACACGCCAAUGCCUACAUCGCCUAGUAAGGCGCGGGCGGGGGCAGGGGGGAAGGGGGGUUACAUGAACGGAUGCUAUCGAUGUUGCGUUCGAGAUAUCUAAUGUAGUGUAGGGACUUGCGCGCGGGGAUACCUAGGCACCUUGCCGACUGCUCUAGUCUUGGAAAACUCGAAGUCCUGGGCUACCAUCACAUAUCAACACCACCUCACGGCAUCACGACGACAGGGUUCUCAACCAGUUAUAUUGUGCCGAAGUCGCGGCUAGAAGUAUGUGCUUUGAACAUACAAUCGUCUACAAGCAAAUGCGCAUGGUCCAUCACACGUUCGACGAGCGACUUUAGUCCUGCCCUGGAGAAAGAACGAACGAGAUACUACAGCCAAAUGGUCUCCUCCGAUACUCUCUACGCAACCUGAGAAUCGGGAACUUGAACCCAAAUGACAACUCACCACCUGCAUACAUACUGAGUUACCAUAUGUUCCACACGUGGGGGUUAUACGAUGCAAUGAACCCUACGAUACUACCAGUUCGCACGAUGCAUCAUUUUCUGUUAUCAUCGGUUAUCACUCGUCCUUCAGAUUGCACUCGGAUUUCCUUCGGUUCCGUCCACAUCCUGUCAGUCCAUGUUGGUCUCUCAGAGUUCCACUGGAGUUGCGUCACGCUAUUGAGAUCAAGUACGCAGGGCUUACCAUAUUGGAGUCGGUUAGGUAGGAAUCAAGCAGCGGCACUGCAUGAUUGCAAUUGCAACAAGCGCCAUGCUUCUGACCUUUACGUUCAACGCUAUCGAACUUCCACUUUUUCAGGAUAUGGGUAGUAACAAGGACUGUGCUCGGCCGGCUCGAAAAAAAAGUUUCGUGUGGAUGGAGAGGGUAAAGUCACUGAAGAGGUUACCACAAAGGGGAACAUGCUGGGAAGUUGUAUAGAAAUAGUACCUGACUUCGUUGGUGAAAGGAAGAAAGAGCCUCGAAACACUACCUGCUCAUACCCGGAGAAAUAGCAGUUCGACACCAUACAUGAGUGCCGACCGUAAGCCAGCAUUAAAGUAUCUAAUC